This is a messenger RNA of Monodelphis domestica (gray short-tailed opossum), 4717 nucleotides long. RefSeq names its product NHERF family PDZ scaffold protein 2 (gene NHERF2). Gene Ontology annotation, molecular function: protein-membrane adaptor activity; signaling receptor binding. Gene Ontology annotation, cellular component: apical plasma membrane. The record is from RefSeq and is a predicted model, not a curated record. NCBI's taxonomy places the organism in Eukaryota, Metazoa, Chordata, Mammalia, Didelphimorphia, Didelphidae. Gene Ontology annotation, biological process: protein localization to plasma membrane.
GGGAAGGAGAAUUUAAUAUCAAGCAAAUGAAUCAGGGGAUAUCCAUGGAGUUGGGAGGAGGGAGGAGGCCUCAAGGUGGAAGCAACGGACCUGAAAGGGAAUCCCAAGUUUUAAGUAACAUUACAGCCUGCCUGUGAUUAGCAAUCCUCCGAGAGCAAAGCUGGCCCUUAGGUGGGCGAGGGCUUUCUGAUAGAGAACAGAUUGGGUGUUGAUAGGGCGAAGGGGCAGUGUUAGGUAGUGUUGGAAGCCUAGAAGCCAGGGUACCCUUCUCCACCCCCAACUGCCACCGUGUAACUCAGGGACUGGCCUGCUCCGAGGCUGGAGGACGGGCGAUACGACCCUUCCAGCCUUUUGCACAGGGUACAGGAGUCUCCAGGCAGGUCCUCUAGGCAGUGCCCCCUCCCCCAUCCUGCGGCUCCGCCCCCGGACCUCCCACCCGGCGGGGGGCUACUGGGCGGGCGACCCGAGUCCCGGUGGGCAGAAGGAAAGGGAGGGGGUGGAGGAGGCGGGGCGGGGGCGGUGCUGAGUGGGAGCCGGAGCCUAAGCCGGAGCCCGAACCCCAGCCGGAGCCGGAGCAGGAGCGGAGCUUAACCGCCACCGCCUCUUGGUCCCAGCAGUCGCCUCCUUCCCUGUCCGGACCGGUCUCGGGGUGGCAGCAGUCGCAGCCUCCGGUCCAGUCCAGCUUGGGCCAGCCCGAACCUAGAGCCCGGCCCAGUAUGGCAGCAGAGGCCCUUAUCCCCGGUCCCAGUCGUUUCCCGGCUCGGUUCAGCGCCCAGCUCCGCCUCUGAAGGACUCCAGACGGCGGUCCCUGGGAGCCCGGCGUCCCUGCUCCCAGCCCGCUUCCCCUACACUAGUUGAACUGCGGCCCGGACUUCCCGGAUCCCCCAAGUUCUGCACCCCUCUGCCUCUCUGCCUUUCUCCGCCGUGCACCCCGAUCUCCAGCAGCCGAAUCCCGUUCGCACUGCACCCUCGAGUUCCACCACCCGGAUACUUCAGCCUUGCGCCAGCCAUCCCCUCAGCCCUCUCUCCUCCCCCUCUUCCUGCACUAAUCUACCCCACUUCAUCUCCCCUCGUCCCGCAUCCUCGGCCCCUCCAGGGCCCAGAUCCCCGCUGGCCUCCGAUCCUUUCCCGAGCUCUCUAGUUCUAAGACCUGGGACUCCCGAGUCCUCCUCCACUCCCGGACUCGGGGUUCCUCGUAGUCGCCCCCACCACCUCCACUCCCCCCUGAGCUCGCGCCCCCAGCGGCGGCGCCAUGGCCAAGGACCAACUGCGGCCCCGGCUGUGCCGGAUGAUCAAGGGCGAGCAGGGCUACGGUUUCCACCUGCACGGAGAGAAGGGCAAGAGCGGCCAGUUCAUUCGCAAGGUGGAGCCGGGCUCCCCCGCGGAGGCGGCGGCUCUGCGCGCCGGGGACCGACUGGUGGAGGUGAAUGGGGUCAACGUGGAGAAGGAGACGCACCUCCAGGUUGUACAGAGGAUCAAAGCUGUAGAGGGCGAGACCCGGCUGCUGGUGGUGGACAAAGAGACAGAUGAGUACCUGGCCAGCCUGCAUCUGACUUGCACAGAAGAGAUGGCUCAUCGUGGGGUUCUGCCUUCAGCUCCCACAUCCCCCCAGGAUAAUGGCAACUUGUGGGAGCCUCAGCCUGAGCGCCGGCCUCCCAGGGCUCUGGGGGGCAGCAGCUUCAGCAGCCAGAAGGAUGUGCCCGGAACUCCCCGCGAGCUGCGCCCACGUCUCUGCCACCUCCACAAAGGCCCCAACGGCUACGGCUUCAAUCUGCACAGUGAGAAGUCCCGGCCCGGCCAGUACAUUCGUGCCGUGGAUGCUGGCUCCCCCGCUGCCCACUCUGGCCUUCGAGCCCAGGACCGGCUCAUCGAGGUAAACGGCCGGAAUGUGGAGGGACUUCGUCAUGCUGAAGUCGUGUCCAGCAUCAAGGCCCAUGAAGACGAGGCCCGGCUGCUUGUGGUUGACCCUGAGACGGAUGCCUAUUUCAAGAGGCUACGGGUGGUGCCCACUGAAGAACAUGUUACGGGUCCACUGCCUUCCUUGAUUACCAAUGGGAUGAGCCCACCCCAGAUCAAUGGUGGCUCUACUUGUUCAUCUCGGAGUGACCUGCAGAAUGUGGAUAAGGACACAGAGGACAAUGACAUGGCCAAGAGGGACCCAUUCCAGGAGAGUGGGCUCCACCUAAGCCCCACAGCGGCAGAAGCCAAGGAGAAGGCCCGGGCAAAGCGAGUCAACAAGAGAGCGCCGCAGAUGGACUGGAACAAGAAGCGAGAGAUUUUUAGCAACUUCUGAACCCCUGUUCCUUCCCCAUCCCCCCACAGCCAGCAGCUCCUCCUGCUUCUCCCUGAAGGAAGGGAACUAGGGAACUCCCUGCCAGGAGACACAGGCUUUGAGCUCCACUGCCCCCCCCCCCCCUUCCUGAGGCCAGAGCUUCAGUGGAGUCUCCAACCUGUGUCUGAGGAUCUUCUGGCUAGGUUGGGAUGCGUGCGUUCGGGGAGGGGGGCUUCCUCUUGGUCCCAAGGAUUUGGCCUGGUCUGUUCUCCCCCCCCCCCCCAAGUCCUACUGCCUGCCUGCUCCUGCCUCACCUUGCUGCUGGAAGAGCCACUUCCCUCCUACUAUCCCUCCCUCCCUCCCUCCCUUCCACGGGAACCUCAGUGAGGCAGGACCAGAGAAUGGGUCUUGGGAACUGGACCCUUGCUGAAGCUCCUGGUGUUUGUUCUUGUCUGUCUGGGGACAUAUUUAUUCCCUGAGAGGAGGACAAGAGAGAGAAAGAUCGAGCUACAGAGCCAGAGAGACCCAGACAAAGAAAGAUAGAGGCACAGUAAGAGAGACCCUUUAUUGUUGUUUUUUCAUUGGCCAGUGGAUUUAAGGGAAUUUUUGUAUUACACAUGUUUUCAUUUACUGCCAGGAAUCUCCCCUCCCCCUAUAGGGACUCUCUCUCUCUCUCUCACUGUCUUUCUCAGGCAGCAAAACAAACUUCUCUGCAGUCCUUUCCUUCCCCAACUCCCUUCCCCCAAUCGCUAUUCCUCUCCUGUUAAAGUCCCAGGGAUCAGGGGGACCACAGCCAGAACUGACAGCUGAUGAGCCCUGUGGGUGGAUGGAAGGAAAGGAAGCUCAUUUGGGGCAAUGAGCCAACCUUGCCCAGUUUGGGGUCUCUCAGGAGGUUGCUUGCUCCAUCUGGGGAUGCUGGAAAUAGCUCAAGAGACUAUCUUAGGUCCCUGGAGGCAAGGAGGGGCCCUAGAACUGAGGGGUCUCCUGCUCCUUGUCACCUGGGUCUGGGUCUCUCUGAGUGUGCUGCCUGCCUUUGCUAUGUGUGGGCCUAGAACCCAGGUCAAGGCCUGAUCAGUGGUGGGCCACAGGCCCACCCCAUUCUGCAUGAGCCUCCCUGAGCAGUUGGCUGUUUCACCCACAAGACCCUCCAGCAUCUGUUCUCCGAUGGAUGGGUUGAGCUGGUGACCAAGACACCCUCAGCUUCUGCAUUUCCCGGCCUGCUUAUCAGAUUGGCUUCUUCAAUGCUUUCAAGCCCUUCCCCAUGACAGUUGCCACCCCCCUUCCUUGGACAGCUUCUUGCCUUGGAUCCUGGAGGGCAAAGUACUCCAGACUCUUUGGGAGUUUCUUUUUCCCAGUUGCUGAUUUGAGCUGCAGACAGUCAUUUGGGCUGGGGACAUCUGCUUUGGACCCUAUUGGGGUGAAUUAUUGAAAUGCCUUUUGGGGUCUCCUCCUCUUCCUCAAAGCCACUGCCAACAGAAAGCCUCCUAGAAAGCCUGAAGCAACCAGGACAUUUUGUGGGAAAGGGCCUGGCCUGGAGGAAGAUGGUACCCAGGGGCUCAGCUGGAGAAAGCUUCUGUAAAUGUUGAAAAAGGUGCUUUAGAAUUGUCGGGGGUAUCCCAGCCCAUUCAGGGAGGGCUGAGCUCUGGGGGGUAGCUUGGGGAGGGGGAGGAUCUUAGGAAAGUGCUCUAGGCUGGGGAGAGGAGUCAGAUUUGCUUUGGUUUGUUGGUUUUUUUGGGGAGGGGAGUGAAGAUGGAGUGAGGAUAAAAUGAGGGUGUAUCAUGAUGAGAUUGGGGGCAGGGGUCUAAUGCACAGCAGCAACUGGGAUUAUAGUUCUGGGGUCAACCAGAUCUGCUCGAGAGUUUGGGUUUGGGGGUUUUACGCCCAGACAUUCCCUGAGGAACUGAGUCACACAUUGCCUGGAGAAUCCUCUCCUGGUUGUUUGGUGCUCCUGGAAGAGACAACCAAUGGAUGGAGUGAUUCUGGCAGUUAGCCUAUGAGUUGAACUCACUGUCAUUGUGGUAGCAGUUGCUCUAGCUUCCACGUAUAGGGCUUGAACCUGCCUGAAGCCUGGGUCUUCCAUCCAUGUAAAAAGCAAGCCACCGAGCACACUGUCUCUUCUUCUGUGCAAGGGCCAAACCUUGUGGGCGCAGCCUCCUUUGCCCACAGACCCAAGAGAGGGCUUAUGGUGGGACUUAUGGUGGGGAAGGCAGAACCAAUGUUGCUACUCGGCUGAAAUCAGAUAUGCACGAUUGCAAAAUUAAGCUGCCCACUGAUAGGGCACCCUAGAUCGCCUAUCUCUCUUUCUUGUAGUGUGAUAGUAAUAACUCUUCCUUCUCCUCCCUCUCCUUACUCUGAAAACCAAUGCGAGUAUAAGCUGUCGGCAUUGUACGCUGUAAUGUGCACUAUAACAUCAAUAAUAAACUUGGAAUUGCCAUGUACAGUAAA